AUGUAAAACUAAAUGGAAAUUGAGAAAAAAUUCAGUUAAUGUGGUGAUUAUAACAUCCUUUAGACUCUUGGGUCUGGACUUCAUGCAAAGUACUUACCUUUUAUAUUAUUUAGAGUGAAAUUGGGAGAGCAUGACGGAAAGAAAGUGGCCAUUAAGAUUUUCAAGAGUAACCAUGGCACAGCUGCGAACAUCAAAACACUCACCAAUGAAAUCAACAUUCUCAAAUAGCUAAAUCAUCCCAAUUUAGUUAACCUUAUUGAAUUCAACAGUGCUCUUCAAUAUAGAGUAAUCAUUCAUUAAUAUUUAAAUAGAGAAAAAAUGGAUAAAAAGAACAACGUGUAUGCAUUAUAUUGGAAUUGGCUGAAGGAGGAGAACUAUUUGAGUACGUAGCCUCAUCUGGAAGAUUUUCUCCAGAAACUUCUAGAUUUUACUUUAAAUAAUUAUUGUCUGCAAUGAGUUACAUGGCAAGCAAGGACAUCUGCCAUAGAGAUUUGAAAUUGGAGAAUGUCUUGUUGGAUGAAAACUUCAAUCUCAAAGUUGCUGAUUUUGGAUUCGCCAAAGUCAUGGAGACAGCCAAGAUAAGGACAAUCCUUGGAACACCAGGUAUCAAUUAUAAUAUUAACAUUUAGGGUACAUGGCUCCAGAAAUACUUGCUAAAAAGGAUUACAAUGGAACCAAGGCAGACAUAUUUUCUGCUGGUGUUAUUUUCUUCAUUAUCCAUGCCGGAUCCCCACCCUUCUCAACAGCCUCUGAGAAGGAUCAAUAUUUCAAAUUGAUAUUACUCAAUAAAUGGGAGUAAUUUUGGACAUUCCAUUUAAAAUACAAGGGAGGAAACCCUGAAUUUUUCCCACAAGAAUUCAGGUAUUUAUAAAAGAAUUAUAAUUUUAUAGAAAUUUGAUGAUGGGAAUGUUGGCCCCAAAUCCAGAUCAAAGAUUCACUUUGGAAUAAUGUAUGUAACACCCUUGGGUAAAUGGACCUGUUGCCACUUUAGAAUAAAUUUAAAAUGAAUUCAGAAAGAGACAUGAAAGAGUUCAAGCUGAAAUCUAAGCUUCAAAGAUGAAAAAGCAAGCCUAAAAGAAUGCAGCCAAUAGUAUUUAAAUUUAAUUAUCUCAUAGAAGGACCAAUUGGAGUCUUUAGAUCUAUCAUUGGAGAAAGCGAAGAGGAGAACUUUGAUGAGAUAAUCAAUAAUUAUAAAUUGAAUUUUGAGAACAGAUUCAUGAUCAAAGGAAAGGAUCAAGGAUUACCAACUGACAUCAUUGUCUAUUAGGACCCAAAGUUUGUGUUCUGUUAUUUACUCAAAAAUUGUGAAGAGUUCAACUGCAAAGUGGACAAAAUCCAUGAGACCAAAUACAAAGUAUAGUCUUAAUUUGAUUGAUAGAUUAACUUUGCUGCUGAACAAGAUGAAAACUUAGCAUUUUCACUUGAGCUCUUAGAUUGUGAGGAUGAAAAGAUCAAAUUGAACUUGACCAAAUUGUCAGGAGGUUAUAUUUAAUUCAAAGAGAUCACAAACAGACUCAGAACUGCCCUCAACAAAAAUUAUGAUGGAUUCUUGUAACAGGAAGUUUAACAAGAUUGAAAAUAUGAAUCAAUUUA
Messenger RNA from Paramecium octaurelia, 1593 nucleotides. Lineage: Eukaryota; Ciliophora; Oligohymenophorea; Peniculida; Parameciidae. The record is from the annotation of a GenBank genome assembly.